AUGUCGCGCGCCAGCCGCACCAGUCAAUCCGAGCCGCCGACGCCAAGCGAACACGCAACUCGCCAUGUAGCCGUCCCUGCCCUCGUUGACUGACGCACACACUCUCUCUCUCCCUGUUCUCGUGUGCGCGCGCGUGUGCCGCCUCUACCGCCGCACCACUCGCCAUCGCUGCUGUUGCUGCUGUUGCUGCUGCUGCUGCUGCUGUUGCUGCUGGUGCUGCGGCACAGCCGGCCACCGCCGAGACCAAUUGUUGCGCCAGCUAACAGGUGUCAGCACCAGCGACGGUCGGUGGCCAGCCUCGACCACGGCCGUUCCUUGGCGGCCACAGGUCCCCCGACAUCAGAAGCCAGCCACCGUCAGCAUCGUCCCCUGCGAGCCGCCGGUCCGCGAGCCACUCCCUCGACCGCUGAGCGCGCCCCGUACUCUCCGAUCGCCGAGUCGUGUGGCGCUUUCGGAUGGAAAAGCUCCAGCUGCAUUACAGUGAACGGUUUCCGUCUGCUCUCCCACCUAUGUGAUGCCGGGUACCGACGAAACCUGAAAGCUGUCUCGCGGCGCGACGGGAACGUUUCAUGUUGCCACUCUCGUGCGCAGUAGAACCGAGGAACAACAGCAAGAAGAAGAGAAAGAAAUAUGAGAGACGCUAUGUGAAAUGAGGGCGGUGCUUCGAGCUUCGUCGAUUCGAUUGUUCGCUACAGUGCGGGAGACAUUUUAAAGAGGAAGGGACGAGCGCUAGCCAGAAUCGGGCGACCUCGGAGUUGCGCAGAAAUCCGGUGUGGCGAGCCACCUGUUUCGUUUUACCUCGCAAUAUAGAUUUGUCCAAGAUAUGUGCUUUCUCCGAAGGGAUUCCUUCACGUCUCUGCGCCACAUUUGGUAUUACGCUACUUACGGUUUGAAAUCUCCGAGCCGUCCGACGGUAGGAGUGUGAGCUCGUGUGCUGUAUUCGGUCCCCGGUGCGGAGUCGUUGGACGGCGCGAUAUUUGCUGGAGUGUAUGCGUGUGCGGUGGUUUUCCAAAGUUGGCGGCGAUGCAACUUGUUGCAUUCGUGUACACAAGGUAGGUCCCAUGCGCUUCCCGUCUUGACGCCGCCCGAGCCAGCUCUUCGGUUCGCUCCCACUUUAAGCUUUCUCUAUUUUCUCUCUCAGGAGCAGCACUUCUGACUUUCUUCCGAUUUCUCUCACUGCUGCUGGUACUCCGAUUUCAGUGCUACUGUUAACUGAACGCUAUCGCUUCUGACUGUGUAUCUUUGUCUGUACGUCGUAUUUACUCCCAACUGUGUACAAUAACUGUCGAUAUCUCUCUCUCCUGUCACGUCUGACGCCUAACGAUAUACACAACCUCAAGCAAUAUUUUGAAAGGAGGGUCAGUUUCUUCGACUACUGGGAUACAAUUAAUGUACCUUCAAGACAACGAAAGCAAUAUUUAAAGUCUCAGAUUUGAAUACAAUUAGAAGAGAAGCUAAUUAUAUUUCGACACGCAUAUUGAUAUUUAGUCGUUUAUAUUAGAUGAUACAAAAUAUUUUAGAGAGUUUAUUGGAAGAGUAGAGAGCAGAGAAGAGUAUUUUGAUCAUUUUCUGUAUCCGAGUAUGAAUUCCGCGAUAUUUCCGACCGGGAGUCCCUGAAACGGACGUGCGGCUCCUCGAGAGAAGGAUUAGACGGAACUCCCGCACUGACGAAGAGGAGGCAGGAGCGAACCGUCGAGUGUGCGACACAGGCAGCCGGCCGAGCAAGAUGCCGCGCUGCUACAUGGUGAAGAAGGCGUGCAACAAGUACCAGGGGGCGGGCGCCGGCUCCGGCCGGUCCGGAGGCGGCGGGGGCGGCUCGGCCGGCGGCUGGGCUCUGCCGCCCCCGCACCACCAGCAGCGCGACGCCAGCGGCGAGCCGCCGGGGCCCAACAGCCCCACCGAGGCGGCCGUGGCGCCCCCCAGCCCCCCGCCCAGCAACAGCUUCCGGCCCCUCGAGACCGUCACCAGCCACAGCUACCUGCACGAGUUCAUGCCGGGCAGCCCCGAGGAGAACGCGGGCGGCUGCGAGUCCGGGCCGCCGCUGCGCCACCAGGAGGUGCUGACGCACGAUGGGGGGAUCCCCAUCUUCCGGAUGCGCAGCGCCGAGGAGACGGCGGCGGCGCACGACCUGCUGGAGCUGUCGCGCUCGCUGCCGCCGCUGCCCGCGCCCGGCGCCACCACCUGCUACAUCGUCGACCAGCCCACGCCCGAGCCCUCGCCCGCCGCCUACACCACCGUCUGGUACCGCCCGGACUCGCCGCCCACACAGAUACUGUACCAGGUGACGGACGAGCAGCAGCAUCCGCAUGAGCUGCUGAUCCACGAGCCACAGCCGGUGCCGGUGCCGCUGCAGAUGCAGAUGCAGAUGCAGAUGCAGAUGCAGGUGCACGAGGUGGUCCACGAGGUCGUACACGUGGAGCACGUGGAGGAGGGCGCGCCCCCGCCGGACUGCUACUACGAGCCGGUGCCGCAGCCGCCGCCGCCGCCGCCGCCCUCGCUCACGCCGCCCACGUCCGAGUACUCGUCCGACGCCGAGAACAACCCGCCCCCGCAGGUGCCGUCGCCCGGCCCUGUCCAGGUGGUGCACACCGAGCCGCCGCCCCCGCAGCCGCAGCCGCAGCAGCAGCCGCCCACCCACCACCAGCACCACCACGAGCACCACCACCAGCAGGUGGCAACUGUGAUUCCUCCACCGGCGCAGAAGACAUCUGUGAUAUACACCUACGACGCUUUGAUGGCGGCCGACGGGCGCACGAAGAACAGGAAAGUCAACAAACCGGUGGUGACGGCGUCGGUAGUGGCUGUGACGGAAACGUUGCCUGCGAACACCGCGACGACCACGACGCAGACGCAGCCGCAGACGCAGACACAGACGGUGACGUCGGCGGCGACUCCGGUGAUCGUGAGCACGGCAGCCGUACAGGCGGCGGCGGCGGCAGCGGCGGCGGCGUCGUGCGAGGCUGCGGCGGUCGCGUCUCCCGGCGAACAGGAGGCGGCGCCGCCGGGCAUCGGGGGCGGCGCCGUCGUCGUGCUGGCGGAGGGCACCCAGGGGCAGCCGCAAGACGGCGCCGCAGGCAGCGCCCCCGCUGGAGCCGGCGGCAAGGCGGGCGGCGGCAAGUACGUCUGCAGCGAGUGCGGCAAGCAGUACGCCACGUCGUCCAACCUGUCGCGGCACAAGCAGACGCACCGCUCGCUCGACUCGCAGGCGGCGCGCAAGUGCGUGACGUGCGGCAAGGCGUACGUGAGCAUGCCGGCGCUCGCCAUGCACCUGCUCACGCACAAGCUGUCGCACGCGUGCGGCGUCUGCGGGAAGCUCUUCUCGCGGCCGUGGCUGCUGCAGGGGCACCUGCGCUCGCACACCGGGGAGAAGCCCUUCGGCUGCGCGCACUGCGGCAAGGCGUUCGCCGACCGCUCCAACCUGCGCGCCCACAUGCAGACGCACUCGCAGGACAAGAACUUCGCGUGCUCGCGCUGCCACAAGACGUUCGCGCUCAAGUCCUACCUCAACAAGCACCUCGAGUCGGCGUGCUUCAAGGACGACGAGAACCAGCCGCCGCCGAUGCCGACUGCCUCCUCCAACACGACGACGGUUCUCACGUCCACUCACUUGCAGGACGGGAACGAUGUCGAGGUCGAGGUCGAGAUAGAGCUCGUCUAAUAGUAAAGGACGCUCCGCAUGAUACCCACCAGAUCCCAACUCCCUGAAGGUGAAGGCUGGCGGAGAGCACUUCGUCAAAGUUGCCUCCGUUUUGACUCCCAACGGUUGGCCCCCUGCUUAUGACGCACGAGUAUCUGCUGUACCGAUUCCGAAAAGUCUUGAAUGUGUUCCUUCCAACUUCAGCGUAGUCGAUAACAUUUACUCCUUACCUUCUCUUACUUGGAGCGUUUGGACAAUAACAUCCGUAUACUCACGUGCGCCGUUUCAUUAUCUAAUUUAAUGUUCUUUGAUACACUAUUUCAUUGCUGAUAGCUACAUUCAGAGGACUUUGUACGUGAUACUUCAUCAUCACCAUUCUCAAGGCUUAAGCUUUCCGGUUUCUUAUUAGUGUGAAAUUCGAUAUUUUCGGAAUUUAAUCUCGCUCCACAGUUUUCUUUUUGUCCAACAGAAAAAAACCUGCGUCGUGCAAAACUCGUGUUAUAGAACACCGACACAAGAAGUGCACUUUCAGGAGAGUACUGCAUUCAUCCCGCGACUUCAGUGGCAAUCUGUAAGGCAGCAGAUCCGGUUCGCGAAGUGCUCUCUGCGAGUCUUCGUUUUAUUCCUUUAACCUGAUCCGCAACCUGCCCACGAGCUAAUGACCUCGGCUACUAAUACGGUACAACGAAGUCCCUGUCCGGCCUCUCCCAGGCAGGAGCCAGGGACCAAUCAGGACUAAGGACAGAGAUAAAAGCACCAGCAGAAUGUGCAGCAGUGCGUAGGAGUAAACUACCCAUCCACCAAGGUUCGUUGUUAGGGAGCAGACAAAGAACAACACAAUGCACUUUCAAUUUCGAAACAUGAUCUUUCAAGGUAAGCAGCUGUGUCGUGUCUAUGUCGUCUUUAAUGUGGACUGAGUUGUGUAUGGAAGUGACUACCAUGUUAAUAUUGGUAUAAAUGUAGCAAUAAAGUAAUUAACAGGGAAAUGAAAUUUGACUUCUGCGUUUCUGAGAGUCAAACAAAAAUAUUUGCCGUGCGGAGAGACAGAGAAAGCUUGGUAAUCGCGGUUGACUCUAAUUGGUUAUUGCCAAUAGCAAGGCGUCCACUAUUAUUGUUUCCGGUUGCACGGCUGUUGGUAGCGUGUUCCCCUAAUAUUCAUUCUGCCUGGCAAUGAAGUCAGUUACUAUAUCCCUGUUAAUCUACCAUACAAUUGUUUAAUGGUAUAUAUUGAAAUUAUUCUUAAUAAUAUUGUUUCGUAUAUUACUAUUUACAGAAUGCUGCAUGGGAAGCUUAUAUUUAUAAAGAAAAGUUCUCAAUAAGCAUAUCUUCUCAUCAGCAUUAUUUUUAAAGAGAAAUUUCUACAGCGCAACUGUCGAGACGUGUCUCAAGUUGCGUUAUUCGCUGUUCACUUUUUCAUUUAGUUACCUGUCGUGGUACAAGAGAAUGAUAGAAACUUGGCUGAGCAUUGGAAACAUGUUGGAAAAUCCUUUUUCUCUAUAUCUAGGCCUAUCUCUCUCUUUGUUGCUUGAGCUAAGCACGAUACACUAAGCGCUACCGAUAUUUUAAACCAAAGAUAUGAGUUUUCAAGAACGAUUAUUCUAGUGUAGAAACUAAUGAAUUUGUAGUUCAUAAAGUAAGCAGCGAAGGCGAGAUUUUGUACCACAGAAAUAUUUUUGUCAAAAUAGGGUACUGAAUAAUUUCUUCACUAUUUUCCUUUUUUGCAAAUAGGAAGUUACCGGUAUAAGACUGGUAGUCAGCUUGUAUAGAAUAGCUCAUAUGAGAGCAGUAUUAAUGAUGCAAAGUUGCGCUUGUGGUGCGGCCGUUGCCUGACUUGGGAACUCAUUCUUCUUUACUGUCAGCACUUCAGGACGUUGAUUCGUUACACAAUUUCAGUAUCGCAAAUGAGAAUGCACGUAACUGUUCCUUCAGAUGAGAAGAUUACGUUUCGUUAUGAGAAGAAAGCUCUAAUAUUUACCCCUUCUGUGUGUUAUGAUUACAAAGAUACACACUUGUGGCUUUGAUGAAAUUAGGCACAAAUUCAGGUUGAAAAUCUCUUCGCAAUUUUCUAGUUCAUUAUUGAGAGAUAGCAAGAGCCGCUCCGCUUAUACGAGGGCUAGUGAUAAAGAUGUAACUGUCACCUAAAAAUGAAGUUACGUAACUAUUUUCUUUUAUUCGUUUGCUGGUGCAUGUCUGCAAUUCUGAUACCGAAUGAAAUUCCCACGCUACAGGACCCUAUAACGUCACUAGAGGAGCCGAAACAGAAAGGCUCAUACCGUCGAUGAAUUGAGGUAUCGUAAGGUAAUUCGGUUUUGAUAGGAGCGGAAAUAUUGUAUCUAUGUCACGCAAACCAAUGCGAUUUCUUCAACCGUUCGGUUAGGUCUCAUGCAGCUGCAAUAUUUCCACUGCUGCCGAAAACGCACUACCACACGAUGCUACAGUUUAUUAACGGGCUGUUCCACUUUGUUUUGGCUUCUCUUCCGGAACACGCGGUACUAUGGCACACAGAGUUCGAUGUAUACCAGUGUACCUGACUGCAGACAUGUACCUGCAAACGAUUAAAAAAUAAUUACUUUCUUUAAAAUAUAGUACCUUUGUUUGUUCGAGGUGGUAAUUAAAACUUUAUUACUGUCCCCGUAAUAGUGUGAUUUUUUAAUUCUGAAAUGUUAUUCAGCACGAAUAUUUGUUAUUUACAUAAAUUAUUUGUAGCAUCGAUCUUCCACGUUAAUGUUUAAGAGAUUUAAAUGAGAUUGAAUCACGUAUCUUAGAGGGAAACUAACAAAUAUUUGUACAUCUGUGACGUGUCUCCAUACCUUCAACCCACCGACGCUAACACGUGACACAACGAUUUUUCUGUCUAAUGGGCUCAUUCCAGCAGACGACCAGUUAUCUUAGGCCUACGUAAGAUGUAAGUUCAAAGUACUAUUCCCAUAUGUAACGAAAGACUGAUUUCAUAUUUACUUUGGCGGCGUAAUUGUAAUCGUUGGAGUUUAGAAAAUUAUUUCGCUUUUAUGAGCAAGAAGCAACAAACGAAGGACAGAUUUUUCUGCUGUCGUUUGACUCCUCGGCACUCGUACAUGAACACACGGCAACGGCUGCACCUAUGGGCAAACAGAUGAGAAUAGGCGUAGAAGGAGGAUAGUAAGGGAGAGCGUGGGCCAGUUGUGGAACAAGAGGAAUGAGCGACUCAAGUCGGGCCUCACACUGUAACUCCAUGACCACAAGCAGUAUGCCAACAUAUAAGCUGUCGCUGAAGAUUGAUUACAAAUCGCAGAACUGUUGUUUACAGCACACUUCUCUAAUAUCACAUCGCACAGUACACUGUUGGAGUGCAAAUGCAGUUUUCUGAGAGACUGUCACUAAGAUAUGCUAUAGCUUUAUUUCUAAAAGUUUUCUUUGGCUUACUACAACAACACAAGUCGAAAAUCUGAUUUACUGGCAACGACAUCUUGGAAUACGUGCAAACGGUAAUUGUUCCACGACUGGAAGUAGCGUAGAAUCGGCCUACACUGCCCCGCCACCAUUCCCAAAGAUAUUGAGUAUAUUGUAGUUACAGGGACGCUAUCUUAUUAGCAUGUAUAAUUUAUCAUUACCAAAACAAUUAAUGAGCAACGAACUAUUUCUUAGUCAUAUUUAAUUAGUUUGUGACCAGAUUAUUUGGUCAAAUUUUGCUGCAAACUAGCAGCAUAUGUUUGAGAUUGUUUCAUGUGAAACUGAAGCUUUGAAAUAAUUCACUGUACCUACAUAGUAUUGCACUAAGGUAUAUAACUUUUUUAAAAAUAUAUUAUCAUAGUUUUUUAACAUUUAAAUCUACAUAUGAAGAGAAUUAUGACGCUGAAAUUAGAAUUUUGUAUGACGUAAAACGUUGCUUUCACUGAUGCCAAUUUAAGAAAUUGAAUAACGAGUUAAUCUGAAAUUUGAAAAGUCUCAGGGUAGUUCUUUCUUUAUUGUGAUGAUAGGGAGCAUGUUUGGAAACAUUAGGCCUAUUUCAUUUAUUCUGCAGUAUUUCAAUGAGAUGCUUUAUUAGUUAUACCAACUAUCGGGUAUUGUUAAUGAAGACCCGUAAAAUAUCACAUCUGCCCUAACACUAGCAAUAAUAAUCAGAUAAACAGAGCAACAAAGAGAUAGACAAAAACGGGAGAGUCAAUUUGUGGAUAUAAAGUGGAAAUAUGAUGGUGAAAUGAAACUAUUUUUGGUGUACGUUGAAAAAAGAGUGUAUCAAUAUCACUUAAUAGUAUGUCUGCAUGUCUGUGUACCAUAUAUGAAAAUGUUAUAUGUUUGCUGGUAAUUCGUCUCCAAUAUUAUGGAACUUAGCUUUUAGGAUAUUAUUUUAUGUGAUGUGCUUUGUUAGCUAAGAUCUGGUAUUAUCUGAUAUUAUUAUUGCCAUAAUACUCGUAGAUCCUCCUCUAGUCAUUGUGCUAAACAUUAAUGUUAUUAUUGUUUGUGCUGUGAUAAUUUAUGUCGUGGUAAUUUUUGUGUAGUAUCUAGUCACCUACUAUCGUUAACAUGAAUGUGGUUAUUUAAAUAUUUCUGUGUUAUUUAUGUUGUGUACUUAAAGAAAUUGUAUCUUUACUGCAGUGUACGAGUAGUUGGUCACAUUAUUUGCUGGACAUGAUGUGGGGUGCUGGUAGAAGGCUGAAUACUGAAGGAACAUGGAUAGUAACUGAAUAUUUAAUUACGUCUCUGCAGACUACUGUUCUCCACCGCUGAAUAGACAUGAGUUAAAUAAAAGAGUACUUAUGUAAUGGCGGAAAUGUUGUUAUUGUGCUUGUCACUUCUUUUAAGCUCCUAGAUACUGAGCGAGAAGUACGGAAUGUGGAUAAAUGUAUAAUGGUUAACUCUCAAGGGAGACAGACUGCACGCUGCCGAUGGUCCGCAAACUGUUAAAAUGAGUGGUUGGGGAGAUGUAUUCACCGCUGUUUGUUACUGUAUCAUACAUGUCAACUUAAUACUUUGUGAGAAUUUAGAAAUAAGUUUUAUACCUAUAUAGUCGUUGCUAAGGAAGACAUUUGCGUCAGAGAAUUGUUCCUAGCUUCCCUGAUGAGAACACCUGGAAACUUCGCAGUGCCGUAAUAGGUUUGCAUAUCGUUUAUUCACUUUUUUUAGUGAAGGUACAUUAUUAAUAUUUCCUUGGUGGGUAUCAAAACUUCCAGAGAAAUGAUUUUUAAUAGUCCUAAUAUGUCAUUCAAGAAUAUUGUUUAGUAAUCAGUGUCAAAAUUAAUAUUUUAUGUUUCUGGGUAGCUGAAUAAUAGUGGUGUAACAAAUAUGAUUCCUACUGACUAGCAGUUCUUUAAUUUGAGAACGUCUCAUAAAGAUACAUUUAUCGAAGCCUAGCUUUUUUGGGUGAACCCUGGCAAAUUUUCUCCGUAUGCAAUUGUACUGAUAUUUAAUCUUCAGUUUUGGCUCUCAGUGUAUAAAUUUUUCAGUUACUCCAUAUCAACCAACGUUACAUUAUAAUGUUAUACAUGACUUCCACAGCACUUUUUAUUAAGAGCGAUCUACAUUUCGUCAAGCUGUCUCCUAGCUGCAUUCGAUUUUUCUGUAUAUUUUAUUAUAGUUUUUCUUUUACCCUUUUACUGAAAUAUGCGUCUUCUACAUCAAGAUUUGUUUGUAAAAAAACUAGGUUCUUCUUGAUUUCAAUUAAAGACUGAUACGAAAUGAAAUUCUUCUUUAAAAACACAGGACAUAUACUAUAUAUUGUUCCUGUUAACUGAGAGCUGCAACAUUAUUCAUGGCUUAUCACAAUUGUCUAACCAUUUGCAGUUAAAUUGUUCCGAAUUUGAUUUGCACCCGUCUACUUUACUUCGCUAUGUUUUAUUAACUUUGUCCAGUAUAACUCCACGCGGUAUUUCGAAUAAAGAUAAGGAGUUCAUGUACAGAUCAUUGUCUUUUCCAAUCACCAUGCUACAACAUAACAGAUACUUCAAAUACAGUCAUUUUAGCUGCUAUGUCAUUUGAUUUCUAUAUUUUCUAAUCGCCUACACAAAUUUUGUUAGUCUUUCGUUAUGAAUUGCGCAGUUCACUAGUGACCAAGCUCCUUAAACUGUAAUUGAAUUAGGAAAUUGUCUACAAAACUGACACCAUAAUAGAUUCAGUUAUUAAUCUCAUCAAUGAUCUUAGGCAAACUACAUGAUUAUCUUUGAGUUAGUUUAUACUUAGCAGAUAACACAAUAACGUUACAUUCUCCAUGAAGCAUGAUGUGGAAGUAUCACGCACUGUUGUCUUUGGCUUAUAAGGCAUAUGCGCAGACUGAUUAUGCUUUAUAUCGAUAUCGUCUCUGCUUAUUUAAUAUUUAACUUGACCUUCUUGCAUUCCAAUUUUUAUCCAGACGCAAGACCAACACAUAAAAUUCUGUACGUAGAAAGGUCAACCAUCUGCAGUAGACAGAACCAUGAGAUAGAUAUCAUGAAAUGUCAACACUACAUCAUCCAUUCAAUAUGUUCAAUGAGUCAGUAACAUGACGUACGAACCGUGAACGCGGUCAAAUAAAAUUGUUUACGACCUCUCACAUCUGAAGAACCCAUCAUAAGUAAGUGCUCUUACCUAAUAUUGUGGUGGAAAUCAGCGGUAAAUAAGGAGACACCUUGAGCAGCUAUCCGCAGUUAGGAAACGGGAGGGUGGUCCGCCAGCCCCACGGGUUGCCUGGCACGCAGGGGCGCCAGCUGGCGCACUGCCACUGCGCUGCUGGCGCUGCCAUAAAGUUGCCUGCAGUAACGCCACGCGCGAGUAAAAAGAAAAGAAACCAAAAAGAUGGAAAGAGUGGAACUAGGGCCAGGACGGAGAGGAGGAGGGGGACCGGCAGAAUCGCCGGCGCCUUCGAGAGUAAGAGCGAAUGGGCCGCAAGAGGGCCAUCUAUAAAUUACAAAGAGUUCGCUGCCAUUCAUCUGCUUCCUCUCCGUGAAUCACCAAGCGACCUUCAAGCAAUUACGCCACCAAAUGUUACGGAAAGGGAAAACGGGAGUACGAAACUUAUGCCGCUGCAUCGAAGUCAUCCAACAUGAUGCCUUUGCAUACAUGUACCAGCCAAUCAUAAUCCAUUAUAUUAAUGGUGACUUCUACUUAACGCCUUCUACGUAGCGCCUUCAUUCAGUACAUGUUGAUAAAAUUGAAAACAGUAAGGGGAGAGACCGAAAAAGUCAUGAUGGCAUUGACGUAAUCAUAAUAUGCUGCAGCAGACAAUCGCAAACAUCUGAAAUGCUUUUGUUUUUAGAUAAUUUUACACUACAACCUCUUAUCGAUCUCUGUCUCCUUGGUAACAUCUUCAGCUAUAUCAAACAAGGCUACUCAAUUCCUGUUUAUGAUGUAGCAGAUAAAACGUGCGUCGGUGUUUAAUUUAUCCUAGGGAUUAAGAAUCUGAUGACGAAGUCGACUAUUAUUUACUGUUUAAAUUUUUACGCAGGCUUUCCAGUCAAACUGCAAUGUUCUCUUGAAAAACUGCAUGUGGCAUUCCUCCUCACUUCUUUCCGAUUUAAUAUUAUUAUUAUUUCUUUUUUAUUAUUGUUUUCCUUGCAAUAGUUACUACAAUCAACUUCACUGGACAAUGAAGACCUGCAAGUGAUUACUGCGUCUUCCAACUAGCGCAGGGUACAAUACAUAAAAUACUGAAAUUCCGAGAUAAUUAUAUUAUUGGAAGAAAAAGACAAAAAUUGCAUGAAUAUAAGGCAACCCGAAGCAAUUUUUAUGCUGAAAUAGUGAGAUUAUUUCAAUGCUUUUUCGGAGCGUAGUUCUUUCGUCACACGGAAUUUUGUCCCAUAGUAAAAAGACUCACUGCUGUGGUGUCUCGAUUCAUGAAAAUUAAUGAAACUUUUAAUGGAAAGCAUAUAUUUUAUGAAAAGAUCAUCAAUAAAUUAUGACGCAAUAUCACCAAAUGACGUUCUGACAUCCAUCAUUAAGUAUAUUAGGAAUCUGAAAAAUAUGAAGUAUCAAUCUCUUCGACAAUUUACAUCGUAGACUGACGUUCUUAGGUAUAUGAGAUAAUUAUUCAGACAUGGUAUGAAACAUUCUAUCUUGAUGUAUCCUUUAUUCAGUUAAAAAUCGGUGGCUUGCUAUAGUUUUAACACGACAGUGUCAUGUGAUAUCUGAGUGGUAUGCUGUUCGUGAAAACUACGAAGUAUAAAAUAUAUGGUAAGAUUUUCUUCUAAUUUUGAGGCCGUACCCACUAACAUUGGUAAAUAAUUUACCUUCUUUAUGUUGAUCGUGAAAACUACGAAGUAUAAGAUAUUUGGUAAGAUUUUCUUCUAAUUUUGAGGCCGUAUCCACUAACAUUGAUAGAUAAUUUACCUUCUUUAUGCUGAUCGUGAAAACUACGAAGUAUAAGAUAUUUGGUAAGAUUUUCUUCUAAUUUUGAGGCCGUAUCCACUAACAUUGGUAGAUACUUUACCUUCUUUAUGCUGAUCGUGGAAACUACGAAGUAUAAGAUAUUUGGUAAGAUUUUCUUCUAAUUUUGAGGCCGUAUCCACUAACAUUGAUAGAUAAUUUACCUUCUUUAUGUUGAUCGUGAAAACUACGAAGUAUAAGAUAUUUGGUAAGAUUUUCUUCUAAUUUUGAGGCCGUAUCCACUAACAUUGAUAGAUAAUUUACCUUCUUUAUGUUGAUCGUGAAAACUACGAAGUAUAAGAUAUUUGGUAAGAUUUUCUUCUAAUUUUGAGGCCAUAUCCACUAACAUUGGUAGAUAUUUCACCUUCUUCCACGAUACAGGAGGAAAUCGCCUUGUGCUGCACCGGUGCAUGCUGAUCAAGUAGGCGAAGUUUACCUGUUAAUACGUGCCGAAGUUUCACGUAACAUCUAAAGUUUACGUUCCAGAAUCUACGAGUACUUCCAUCAUUAACUCCAAGUGAAUACACGUAGUGUACAUUUAUUUGCGACCAAAUUUCAAAUUUCCAUUAUUGACCGUUAAUCGUUAAAUAUUGUUAAUGCGUUUCAUUAACCUCGAAGAAAAUUUAAUCCAUUGAGUUCGCACACCUAAUCACCUUAAACAUCGUUGCAUCGAACCACAACCAUAGCAGGCAGUUGACUUGAGAGUGUCAUAAAAUUAUAAUAUAUCACAGCUAUUAUAGUCUCUUCAACACGGACUGUGGGUAGAAGUACGUGUAAAUGCACUAAAAACCAAGUGAUUACUGUCUUUUUCACCGAUUACUGGUAAUAAGAGGGUAUUAUUUAUUAUUUUAGGGUUUCGGUUAUUGUUUGUUCUGCUUUCCCGAUAACAUUUAAAGUCUUAUUGCAUAAUUAUCGUUGUUUCUAUAGAGAUAAAACAAUCUUCUUUAAUGUAACCUCCGCGAUAAUUAACGUUAUACAAAACAGAAGUGAUCUUAUAACUUAGCUGUAUAUUUGGAGCACGAGACGAAAUUAAGUUGGGAAACAGUUUUUCAUAAAAUUUCCUCUUGAAUACCCAUUAAUAAUUACUAGGUGUGUAAAGAUUAUUAUAAUUAAUAACAUAUUCGCUGUAUUUGGCCGUGGUCGGGUGGUUGUCGGUCCCCAUCUACGGAGGAAAUUUUCAAGGUUGAUCUAGCUUCUUUGAGUGUGCGAUUCAUAUCCUGGCUCGCUGGUAACUGCAGCAAAAUCCCGUUUAUGCGUGCUCCCGUGCAGUGGCUCACGUCACCUGUUUUGAAUAUCCGAGCGCAGUUGGCCGUUGUCGGUCGCCGUCGUCCAUUGUUGCUGUCACUGGUGCGUAUCUCCUCCGGCGCCAGGAUUCAGAUGUCAUACAAUUUCACGUCAUCCCAUUCCUACUGAAAUCGUUUGAGAGUUUAGCAACCUCUAUGGCCUCUCUAUUUCAUGGUAUCCGCUUGCGCUUGCUAGAACGUGAGUCCUAUGGAAGCGAAUGUGAUUGUUUCCUCAUUCCAAAGCGUAUUCCUCAAAAAGUGAUCUGUUAACCUCUCUUCUUCUAAAGUUGCCCUCGAGCUCUUUUAGCCGUUCUUCAUCAUUCUUUCAAAAUUCUCGUUAUAAUUUUGCUGCAGUCAGUAGCAAUCCAGGGUGUGAAUCGCACGCUAUAGAACCUACGAUGCCCCAGAAAAUCUCCUCCACAGAUGAGGACCAAACGUUGGGUUUAAAAGCGAAAGCCACCUGACCACGGCAUAGUGGCCCUCAGUAUUUUAUUAAUUGUGACAUUUCCGCCCAUACAUUUCGCUUUCCUCGUCAUUCGGUUCUUUUUUUCGCUUAUUGUAAACACAUCAAAAAUAAGUAUCUUUUUUUUUUUUAACUUGCUUGAGGUAUUUCUCUUCAUCAUUCACGUUAACCUCCUCUCUUUCGUAGAUUAUUCGUUUAACUGACGGAAGUCAGUUUCAGCAGGAAGCUCAUGAAAAAUUCGUGGCAAAUUAAAACAUGUUUCGACAUCUAUGUCUCAUCUAGAGUGGGUUACUAUCGAUUUCCGCAUAAAAUAUGGCGCGAAGUUCACUUUUUUUCUAUUUUAAACCUAAUAACUAUAAUGUGUGCUUCCUUUUAAAUUUUCUUUUGGUUGUUCACCUGAAACUAUGUUAAUUCAGAAACUGAAUUUGGACAAUCUGGCUUCCAUUUACGCCUUUUUUUUAUUCUAGUUCAUGUCAUCCUCAAAGUAGUCGGAAGAGAGUUUUAAUGUGUUCCAAGUCUUACUGAAUCUCCCCUGAAUACAUUCAUCAAUUCAUGAAUUCUUUCGCGUAGAAUUUUAUACCGACAAACAGCCCCUAAAUUAUUUGGAUUUAUGGUUUGUUUUUGAUCUUUGCUUUAGAAAGAUGAUGCACUACUUUCGUUUUGUAGGCUUUACUUUCUCGCUGCUCUUUAGCGCGGUGUCAACCUAUUUUGCGUAACUUAUUCGUGAUAAGAGUGAUAUGUGGUGCGCAUUUUUCAGUGGAGUAAUAAUAAGAUACUCUUCCAGUUAUUUUCUUCCUUGCUGAAUAACUCGCUGGUGGCGCACCAAUAAAUAUAAUUCGUGUAGGUUGUUACUUUGCACUGAUCGCGCUAUGUACAUUGUUUAGAUCUUCUUGGAGAUACAUGAAACAUAAAGCACCUUAGGAAUACGUGAUGCAACGUUCCUUUUCACGUAUAGUGCGUUAUUGUCGGGCUGAAUGAAAUCUCUAGGUUCGGACUUCUGAGAUGACUGCGUAAUCACAGACUGCUUCCGUUUAACAGGUUUAUCUUGCUGUCAGUAAAAUAUAGUGGAAACAGUGAGGAAAAGAGAACCGAACCUACUACUCCAUAAAUAUCUAAUGGAUCAUGUCUUGGUGGUUCCAACUUCUGCUAAGUCGUAUUGGGCAAAAGUAUCUUGUACAUUAAGUCCUUACGAGAACUGCCUAUUGUAUUUUAUGCACCUAACAGUGUUUAGUCCAUCUCUUCUCCUUUUGGUAUUCCCUUCUGAGGCCAGUUGUUCCAUUGCGUUGAAAGAGAAGACCUAUCACUUCUUAUUCGCUUGGUGACUAGCAGUACGUGUAAACAAAGAAGCUUAAGUGCAACGCAUGCUGAAGAAAUGAAAGCACUUCACACUGGAAAAAUAAUGUUCCGCAAGUGUAUGUUGUAUAUAAAUUUAACUACAUCCGAUAAAAUAUUCAUCCGACCAUAUUUGUUUCUUGUCUUCAUACUUUGUGAGUGUGUUAUAGCCAUGUUGAAGUACUUUGAUUGAAAUUAACAACGCAGGUGUAAAAAGUCAUUACCGAAGAUAAAUCUGUAAUGUCCUAAAUAGUGUUAUUCCUCUAGGAGAAUGUCUCUUACCAGUUUAAAUGCUCACUCAACGCAAAUAGGAAUGACAGUUGUGUGAUGCACAUUGCCGUUUUCUGUGCCUGAGAUACCAACACGACAACGUAAAUAAUCGCAGUGGUCAUUUUUUGCUUAACGACUGCCCUUUUCCCGAGUUAAAUUUUUCCCGACUCGAACAAAAUUACUCAAUGCCCUUGUACAUGAACUAGUACAAAAUGCUGUUGCUUCCGCUUUCUUUAUCGAAUGAGAGUGACCUAUAAUGCAGUUAGGCUUGUAACUACCGAGGUGGCAGCGCCGUUCGUAGAAAUUAUUUAUCAGCUCCGCGUAGUGCCGAUAAACAUCAAAUGGCGCUAGUGUUCGUACCCCAAACACGAACGCCUGUUGUAACCUGCCCGAAUGACGUGGGCGUAGCCGCGUUCGUUGUUUCCAGAGGUAGUGGUGGCUGGAGCUGCUGUUGUUACACUGCGCUACGCGUGUCAGCUUGUUGUCCUGCUGUGCGGAUGAUAAUGGAUUGGGCAAGGCGCGUGGUGAUACAUCAGCCUGCUCCGGCAUGCCAUGACACUGCCUGCCACUGAUUCGCGGCUGAGCGCUCUGUCCCACCAGCAACACAAAUGGCUAGCUGUUUUGAUGCACACGAGUGUCACCCUGAUUUAGUCCCACGCAGAUUUAGCUCAGUAUUUGGCGCCGCUUCGGCCGCGUUCUGGUACAGUCGUUAAUCUAGAAAUAUACACCUGAGAAACAAUGGAACGUCCGUUCACCAAACUUCUAAGUAGCUGCAGUAUACAGGCUAGAGAGAAGCAAUUUGAUAAUAAGAUCAGAGAAGGCUGAGAGACAUGGAAACGAGUAAAAUUCCCCAGGUAAUCCUAAGUCGGAUUCGCACCGUCGUGGAGCUGCGGCCCUAAAACGACAGCCAAUAAGCUACGAACGCGCUCAAGUGUGAGGUUAAACUGACUCCCCUUUUCUGCUAAAGAGCGCAGUCAUUUAUUAAUUUUGCCGACGAUAAUGUUCUCGGACGAACAGUCGAAGCUGACAAACUUUAAAUGCUAUCCAUGGCUUAUUACGUUAGGCUCGCAUUUUCUGUGGCGUUCACUGGUGAAAGCUAGACUACUAAUUAAAGAAUGUUAAUAGUACCGUAAUGCCUUUAAUUUGUAAAGACAAUAAGUCUUAGUGCAAAAACACUGAGCCUUGAGUUGGUCGACCUGUAGGAUUGUGAGGUUCCGUAUUUUAAUUUUUGUGGACGAAUAGAGCGCCCGAACGAACUUCCGUUGGCUCAAGUAGAGUAGGUCGGUAAGUGUGAACUAAGUGAAAGGCGGAAAAGGAAAGAGAAACUUAUUUUAAAUACCCAUUUUCUCUCAAAUCACACCUUUUACAGCAUAUUCCUCCUACUAGCAUUACUACAAAGUUGACGUUUUCAAUUAAAUGAAGGACCGCAACCACUGGACACAACCAGACACGUGCGUUUGCACGAUGUGUUCGCUGCAGGUUGGUUGUCGUUGUACUCUCGUAGCUCCACAACGGUUCAGUUUUGAUAUAUUGUUAACGUAACACCAUUCACGGAUUAGACCUACACCUGUUCCGAUUUUCCGAAUGUUGUCUAUGAUCGUCCCGUUACUGCCACCGGAUGAAUCCUGAUGAUACCGUUGCUUCUUUAUUCAUGCAGCUCUCGUGUGGCCUCAAAAGCGGUGAGUGCACUCCGCACCACAUCUCUCUACUUCAGAAAAAGUCUGAGGAGGUAUCGGGAAUCGAAACCUGCUAUAUUACAGUAUUAUUUGUGGUAAUAACAAAUCAAACAUUUCGAUAAAUGAUAAAGAAGUGUUUAGUUGUACACUCAUUUUAAUGACGGUUGCUAUUUGAAAAAUACUGACAUAAACAACCUCCUUAAUGUCAUUGAUUGAAGGUAUCAUUGUCUCAAUAUUUCUUUCUGUUCAAAUUUAUUUAAAAAUUAGUUAAGAGUUCGACCCUAGGUUGAUACAUUUUUCAGGUGUUUACUUGUAGGCACAUGCAGACCUUCAUAGUGCUCGAACAAGAAGAUUAUGUUCAUAGAGAGUCCUGCGUAAUAGCCAGUUCUAAGAUGAAAUGUAUUUAUUUUUAACAAAACAAGUGAUGAAGUGCUUGAAGACAUAAUUAAAGAAAGUCUGUGUGCUAUUAACACACCUUUAGAUUCCCCGGCCUUCUGCCGGCAUCAUUGAGAAGUAAUACUUUAACGGUUCUGCGUUUGCAACAGCUGGAAUUUACGACGGAAAAAUAACACAGUAUCAGAUACAAUGGCAUUGUCGGGUCUCUACUCACUUUAAGUUGUGAAAGCUGAUAAGUAAAUCGAAGCGAUGUAUGAUAUCGGGGACGCCUAUCAGUUUGAAUUUACGACGGAAAAAGAACACAGUAUCAGAUACAAUGGCAUUGUCGGGUCUCUACUCACUUAAAAUAGUGAAAGCUGAUAAGUAAAUCGAAGCGAUGUAUGAUAUCGGGGACGCCUAUCAGUUUAUAAUGGCCUUUACCUUUAUGUGUUCGAAGUGUUCAUACUCAAUUUAUGCAUGUCGUACGCCAUGUACCGUCGCGCCCCUACGGUACUUCCUAGCAUUCGUAUAUACAGCUUUUGUUAUAGUAAGAGAGCGUUAAAUUUGGCUAUUGUCUUUCCAUGCAACUGGCCGUUCAUCAGUACUACGUAUUAUCCCAGAAAAUGUGUGAUAUCCUUCUGACAGUGUCUAUGAUCAGUAUAUGAAAUAUCUUUGUGAUCAAUGAUGGUGACAUGUAAUUCAACGUUCACUCCAUGGAGAUGCAGGUUAAGAGAUGCACUCAUGAUCACGAAUCAAUACUACUAACAAAAUGAGAAGUACUUUUUGUAGCAUUAUUAAAAACGAGUACCAACUCAGGUGCUCGUGCCCUCACUGUUUAUUAUGCAAAAAUACCACCUAAGAAAAUGGCUACUCGAAAGUAGUUAUGUAUUUGCGGUUACGUUACAGCAUAAUAUCGAUGUGAAACGGAAUUACAUUUCCUUGUGUAAAAUUUAAUGGAAUGCCUAUGUCAGUAUAGCCACUCUUCCGAAAAUUACUUGAAACAAUAACAGAAAUUUCAUUUCCUGUAAAAUUCUCUGACAUUUUAGGGAGUACAGACUCCUGAUGUACAGAUAUCACUUAAGGCGAAGCACGGACGACAUAGCCUCGUACCUUUUUCCAGAAACUUUUUACCUGUUCCUACGAUGACAUUGAGCAUUACGUAAACAUUACCAUUUCGUCGACUUUAAAACUUUAUACAGGCCCAGUUACUUCAAUGGUUUUACAUUAACACUUAUUAAUUUCUUAAGUUUGACGUUUCGUCUAAAUAUCAUGAGAAUCAAGAUAUAAUGGAAGAACUGAUGAAUAUGAACUUAGAGAAGUUAGAGACAUUUUGUGGGUCACCAGCGUGCAACUUAGUUUCGUGUAAUUCGAUGAUUAAAUCACUAUUUUAAUAUGAUGUUUUAUUCCUAUUCCCUAUGUUACCUCAGAAGUGUUGGUUCAUUGUCAUUCUUUCAGAUUGUUGCGUACUUGUGGGGAUAGCGUACAAUACGCCAUCUGAUGGACGAUACGGGGAAUAUUAUUGCCAUCAUAAUUUGCACUACUUUCAAGCAACUUACUGAAUACGAUGUCCAAUUUUACACUCAUUCAUUUCAUUACUUUAAGCAAUUCAAAACUUUUGUAUAGAAUACUUUGAAAUUGCAGAGCUGGGUAUAAAAACAAGAAUGAAAUUAUUCGUCUUACAUGCUGUCUUUUUAUCAUCACAUGGUGGUACGUGCCGAAAAUUACUUACCCAUGGUAUUUGAAACGUCAAUACUAAUCUUGCAGAUUUAGCUAAUUUCAAACACAGUCGAUGCAUGAAUAAUGAUCACAUUUUUACUGUGUAAUAACUGAUGACAGUAUAAAUGAGUGUUGGUCGUUAUUUGUGGCUAUUUUGACAAGAAUAUAGGCAGUUGUGUAAGGUAAAAUAUUCUCCAUUUGCUUCCGUUCCCGUAUUAGAUUGAACUACUCUUUUUAGAAAGCAACGAGUAAUUUAUGUCUGGGUACUAACAGAGUAACAACCCUAACGAACUGCAUCGUAAUGAACAAGAAUUUUUAGACAAAAACACCCUUAGUAAUAAAACUAACAUGUUAUUCUUAUUAACAAAUAAAUUAAUGUCACUCUGAUCUGUACUGCUGUUGUUUUAAUUUUGCGGUGCGCAAAUAUUCAGUCAUUAAUGAAUAAACUGGCAAAAAAUAUGUAUAAAACUCCGUCACAUUUCGCAUAUUUUCACAUUUUGAAAUUUUCCUUAAAAGUACUCAUGAAUCUGUAGGCAUCAUAAACCCUGUACUCAUUCCACAAUAGCCUCAAUCACCUUCGUGCUCUUCAUUUCAGUAUUUAGUAUGACAUUUUUAUGCACUUAAUGGAGUAACGUUACCAUUUCUCCAGCGGCUAUAAAGAUCUUGGCUUUCUUGCUGCCACAGACUCAGGUACGACUGUCAUUUCCUGAUGAUAAUAAUGGAGAAAGUCCGAAGAAUGUAAGCAUAACCUGGUAUGAAAACCAAAAGAAUUUCAAGGAAUAUUGCUUUGGUUUUCCCUGGUCCUUCAAAGUUAAUGGUAGAAACAGGCAUUCAUUGAGGCCGGAACAUGCGUAAGUUGUUUCCUUCAGGCGGACACCUGAAGAAGUGACGCUAGUUUAGUUUCAAUCCAAUGAUGAAUAACCUUCCUUAUCUUCUGCCGCACGGUGUUGCUUCAAAAUUAUUCCGCAUCCCAUAACAAGUGGUUAAAUUACAAACGGUAAUGAAAUUCUCCCCAAUACACAAACUAGAUAAAGUAUUCUAACAGGCUUUCAUUAAAACCACUACUCAACUCAUUUAGCAGAAUAAAUUAUUUUUAACUUCUGGCUCCCUUACUGUAAUAUUAACUUUGUGAAGUCAGAGCUGACUCCAGCAGAAAGGGCUGCGUUCCUUUUUGGUAUUCGUCAGUACGACACAAUGAAGAAAUACGCUUAGCCUAAGAGCAAAUAAGAAGAACACGCAUGCUGACAUCGUCAGUGGCCUCAGCAGUAUGCAUAUCAGUAGUAUCUGCAGUCAGUUGGAGCAAAUGGUUUCUAGGACCAGCUUUCUACCAGCACUGACUGAUGUAAGUAACAAGCUGAAACUGUUGGUGAAAGGAAUUGUUUUUGUGGCAAGAAGAGAAAUAAACUAUUUCAUUAAAAGCUAAAUAUGAAUUCUAUUAAGCAGACACAAGUUGUAAAUUGUAAAGACUCAAAAGGGAAGAAAUUUCACUUACUAUAAGUCAGCCUUAUAAAUACACCAAUAUUUAUAAAUAAAAUUUGAUACGUGAAUUCCUUCUCGUGAUAAAAUUUUCUGUCUGUUCUGUUGCCUUGUGAUGAAUUGUAUGUGUGAAUGAUGUUUUGAUACUUUAACUAUGGGAAGUUUGAUUCGUUGUUAUUAAAAUGAGACAUGCAAAGCUAAUUUCUGACAGAAUUUAUUAAGGAUGAUAAUUAAAGAGUUCCACGAAACAUUUCACCAUAAAUUUAUUCACGUAGUACCUAAAACAUUAUUCCAAGUAUUGUUUAAGCAAUACCAUUAACCACGUGAGUUUCUUCUCACAAAAGCGAUGGAUGUAAAAUGAUCUUAAGUUCAUGUGCAUACAUCCAUUCCGCACCUAUAGGAAGAAUCGUAUGUAGGAGAUUCCUUUUACUUAAGAGAUUUAUAUUAGCGUCUGUAAUAUUUUUGACAUAAAACGAAGCAUAUACGAGCUGCCAGCUGGUAUAGCUCGAACAAUAGCAAUAAAAUAAAGUUAAAUAAAGAUUGUAAUAUCGUCAGAAACAAUUUCAUACAAAUUAUUCUUAUUAUAUAAAUAACGACAUUAUCAUCUAUGAAUUCCAAUUAUUAAUUGUAUAUAUUAACUACUUCAGAGAUUGUUAAUUUGACGGCUCCAGAGCAAUGUUGAGAGAUAUCUGAUGACGUGAUGUAAUAGCAAAAAGUGUACAUAAUUAUGUUACAAACAUGUUGUAAAACCAAAGUAUGGCUUCAAGUAACCCAGUGGUGUACUCAUUUAUAUAUAAAUGCAUAUAUCUAUAUUAGUGUAGUAACCUGUAAUGUGUUACUUAUGAUCAAAGAGGCCGGGAGAAUGGCAAUACAGUUUAUUGGGCCUCCUGUGGCAAUGCAUUUGUUUAAAGGUUUGGAGACACAGUAAGGUACUUAAGACCUGCUUAAAUUAUGAUCAGUAUAUAUUCACGAUUAGCUCAUGAAAGCAAUAAAGCAUAUUUU
Messenger RNA from Schistocerca gregaria, 21543 nucleotides. RefSeq names its product zinc finger protein 628-like. The transcript is spliced from 4 exons. The coding region runs from base 1727 to 3658 and encodes 643 amino acids. The record is from RefSeq and is a predicted model, not a curated record. Gene Ontology annotation, biological process: regulation of transcription by RNA polymerase II. Gene Ontology annotation, molecular function: RNA polymerase II cis-regulatory region sequence-specific DNA binding; DNA-binding transcription factor activity. Lineage: Eukaryota; Metazoa; Arthropoda; Insecta; Orthoptera; Acrididae.